This is a messenger RNA of Lactuca virosa, 1096 nucleotides long. NCBI's taxonomy places the organism in Eukaryota, Viridiplantae, Streptophyta, Magnoliopsida, Asterales, Asteraceae. The record is from the annotation of a GenBank genome assembly.
AUGGUUCAACCUCAAUCGAAAUUGGAUGUUGUCAUUGAAUCUCCAACCAGCAAACACCAAGAACACGCAGUGAAGCCAUAUAAUAUUGAGAAUCAAGAAAAAACGAAAAAGAAGCCAUCAGUCAUAGCGAACAUUAAUGCCAGCUAUUUCAGGAUUUGCAUAUCCCUUGCUGGUCAAGCUUUACUUUGGAAAACCCUUAGUGAAGACACAAACAUGGGACCAACCUUUCGUAACUUGUUCUUGAAGUUACCAUCGACUGCUUUUUUCUUGCUUUGGUGUCUUUCCCUAUGCGUGUUGGUGUCUCUCUCUAUCCUCUAUGUUUUGAGGUGCAUUUUCUACUUCAACAUGGUGAAAGCCGAGUUCCAUCACCAUGUAGGAGUAAAUUACCUAUUUGCACCGUGGAUAUCAUGGCUCCUGUUACUUCUAUCAGCUCCAUCAUUCAUUUUACGCCACAAAUACUCUUGUGAGUAUUUAUGGUGGCUGCUUAUCAUUCCAGUGGUAGGUCUUGAUGUAAAGGUAUAUGGGCAAUGGUUUACGACUGAAAAGAGGUUUUUGUCAAUGGUGGCUAAUCCAACAAGUCAACUAUCGCGUCUGUCUGGCAGUAAUCACAUCCCCUCCAAGCUCAGACCUGUUUUCUUCCUCUUUGUAGCUGCCCCAAGCAUGGCGGCCUUAGCCUGGAAAUCUAUUAAAGGAAGCUUUGAUAUCCAAUGCAAAAUGCUAUUCUUUCUGUCCUUAUUUCUCUUUACAUCUUUGGCUAGCCGGCCGAUGCUUUUCAAGAAAUCAGUGAAAGAGUUCAGUGUGGCAUGGUGGGCUUUCUCCUUCCCUCUCACCUUCCUUGCUCUGGCAGCCACAGCAUACGCUCAGCAAGUGAAGAGUCUCACAGCAACUGGAUUAGCAGUAGUCUUAUCAACAAUUUCGGUUCUUGUUUUCCUCCUCCUCUUAGUCUUUUCCACGUUGAAGAUCGACUCCCUACUUCAUAAACCUAUUCUCAAAUUCUCUAACGAUUCAGUGUCCUACAAUUUAAAUUAAUGUCAUUGGUGAAAUAAGCUAGACAUUAAGGGUAUUCUGUAAUAUCACUGUAGUUUAGUUAUUAUGC